Solanum stenotomum is the source of this 621-nucleotide messenger RNA. RefSeq lists its product as uncharacterized. The transcript is spliced from 5 exons. Bases 1 to 621 code for a protein of 206 amino acids. NCBI's taxonomy places the organism in Eukaryota, Viridiplantae, Streptophyta, Magnoliopsida, Solanales, Solanaceae. The record is from RefSeq and is a predicted model, not a curated record.
AUGUCUAGGAGGAACGUUGAUGAGCAAGGGGUACCUAAUGCACCUGAAGUUACUACUGAGGAUCCAGAAAUCUUUGUUGAGGAACUGCAAAAGGUGUUUGAGAUUAUGCACGUUGCUGAUGCUAAGCGAGUGGAACUAGCUGUUGAUGAAGAGAAGCUGAGAGAUAGGGAAGAGUUCAAAAACAAGAAGGCUAGGACAGGGAAUGAGUCUGGGCAACAAAGAAGUAAUAUGAACCGUUCUUCCUUUCAACAUAAGCAAAAUGGGCCUGCUCCAUCAUCUUCUAGUGCAACUGAACCAAGGAAAAAAGGUGAGUAUACUAGUCAGAAUUCGCAGAAUUUCAGAUCUAGACCCGCUCAGUCUCAAGGUAGUGUGGCACAAGGAGGAAACUGGGCUCCUACAUGUGCUAAGUGUGAGUGCCCUAAGAAUCGACAAGGAAAUGGGAACCAGGGCAAUAAUGCCCAAUCUUCAUCAGUUGCUCCACUAGACAGUGUUGCACCUAGAGGAACUACUUCAGGUACUGGCGGAGGAGCAAACUGCCUAUAUGCUAUCACUAGUCAUCAAAAACAAGAGAAUUCCCCAGAUGUUGUCACUAACUCGAAUUGUCAAGUUCCAAUUUCCUGA